Molecule: messenger RNA, 1569 nt
Organism: Puccinia graminis f. sp. tritici CRL 75-36-700-3
Lineage: Eukaryota; Fungi; Basidiomycota; Pucciniomycetes; Pucciniales; Pucciniaceae
Exons: 11
Coding region: 1-1569 (522 amino acids)
Source: RefSeq, a predicted model, not a curated record
AUGCGAUACCACACUUGCUUGACAGUAGCAUCCAGCACAUUAAUCAUCUCCGGUCUCCUGGUCCUCGCCGGGCCGCUCCAACCGCGAAAUCUGCCGGCUCCCCCGCCAGCACCGCCAGAGGACCAAUGUCCAAAGGAUAUUCCAUUGACUCCAGAAACAUGGAAAAAAUUCGAAAUGGACGAAUUCAUUGCCGGUAUGGAAGGGGCAGACAAAAUGACAUACAUAGACUUUGCCCGGAAAGACAGUGCUCAUAAUGAUAAUAUUCCAUUCCAGCUUUGCAACCCUGUGGCGGGUAAAAAUUGGUUGGUUCUUGUUGCCAUUCAGCAUUGGAACACAUACCUGAACGUCCUCUACCAAGGCGUUGCCAAUGCGGUUACGAUCGUGAGAGAUGCCUCGGCGGAAAUGAUCACAGAUUUCAUUCCCGACACGGUCAUGGACAAAAGCAUUUACGGAUGGGCAAUCGCGACACUCGUGAUUGGAGUCUUGGGUGGUUUCAGUGGAGCCCUGACACCCCUGCUCAUCACCAAGCCCGUCGCUCAAGCCGCCGGGGAAUAUGGGACCGCGACCAGCAUAGGAUCCGCGGCAGCGUCAAACUUCCAAAAAACACAAGAAAUGCAAAUCGCCGGGGACGUCGUCGGCGUCUAUCGUGCGAGAAGCGCGCACGAUGCCGCUAUCGUCAGCAAAGCGUUCGAAGAGGCUGCCAAGAAAGCCAAACCUCUUCCCCCCAUGAAACAAACCACCAGUUCAAAGAGCUUGGCUAUUUCCAGCGCCCCAAAGACAACCGCCGCGGACCAUAAGAAAAGGUCCAUCAUGGAUGAAAAUCAUGCUAAUAGCGUCAAUAAAUCGCCUAUUCUUUACAACAUAAGACCCUCGACCUAUCCUAGCCAACCAAAGACACUACAAAAAAGAGGCGGACCACCACCUAGUGCCUAUGCAUAUCAACGAUGGGCAGAGAUCGACACCCAUCUCGCCGCCCUCCAAAACCGGCUCCAGAAAGAUAUCGCAGCAGUAUCACAUGCGGGACUCACUGAACCGAUCUAUAAUAAUAACGGAUUGGCUAAGAAUCUCUUGGGCGGUAGUAUGUUCGAAAAGUUCCCGACCCAAAUCGACGAAGAAGAAAAAAAUAAGGCGUUCGCUAAAAUUACUGCACUCAAUGAAAUCUUUAAGGCUCAGAACAUGUUUAUCACCCUUGGAUGUGAUGGGUGCGGAGAUGUUGGACCAGGAGGGGCGUGGCCGCAAGAUAAAUUCUUAUCAUACUGUACUCCUGAUGGCUCCAUGAGAAAUAUUAUCAGAGCCGAAGGUAUCCAUGCUCGCAAUGAGGUCAGAAAUGCGCAGUUGCUACAGAGUAAGUAUGGCUUCACCACCGAGUAUUUGACUACCAGAGCCAUCAAUUGUCAAAAUAAGUAUGGGUUUUAUACGCUAGGAAAGGCUCCGGAACCCACGAACGUUGAUUCUGACUGUGCGUUCUCGAUCCCGGUCUGCGAUUGUUCGAUCCAUGUCGUUCACAAAAAGAGAAAGAAAGGUAAAGGUACCGUCAGAGCUUGUAGAGCUGCUGGUGUACCCAUAUAA